GUGGCUCCAGCGUCCCGCCCCUUCGCCCUUACUAGUGUGAUUUGGUGGGAGAAAAAUAGCGCGCUUUCGGUACACUUUUCAAAUCGGAUGUUUACUGCGGUGGAGUAAAUUCUUGGAGUAAGAACUCAGCACCGGGGUGACUAUGGCCACGGGAGUAGCGGUGAGUGUAUGUGCUUCGGAGCCUGAGCCUGAGCGGAGUGAAGAGGAAGUGCGGGGAACAGAACCAGAUGAGGAGCACCAGCAGCACCCCGGGCCUGCCGUGGGCCCUCAACAUCGCCUCGCUAAAUUACCCCUGUCCCGGAUUAAAGCCCUCAUGAAGGCUGACCCUGACGUAAGCCUGGCGAGCCAGGAGUCUGUAUUCAUCAUAGCUAAAGCCACGGAGCUGUUUGUGGAAAUGAUAUCCAAGGAUGCGCUUGUUUAUGCACAGCAAGGAAAAAGGAAAACUCUACAGAGGAAAGAUCUAGACAAUGCUAUUGAGGCAGCAGACGAGUUUGCAUUUCUAGAGGGUACCUUGGACUAACUUGAAUUUUCCUUGCUGUAAUAAGGAAAAAUAUUGACAUUUUGUUUAUUUUUGUACAGCUCUGAGCAGGGGAACUCUUUUUUUGGGGACAACUGGGGUUGUUUAUGGUCAUUUUUUAGUAUGAAGAUGUACAGCUUAGUAUAUAUUGACAAAUCUCAUUGCAGAAUUUGUCAUUGUCUGUGAAGUGACAAUUUUAUUUGUGAAUACUACUAUGCUCUUGCAAAAUAUUUUAAAGUUGCAAUAAAGAUCUAUUAUUAUUAUUA
Molecule: messenger RNA, 783 nt
Organism: Tachysurus vachellii
Lineage: Eukaryota; Metazoa; Chordata; Actinopteri; Siluriformes; Bagridae
Gene: pole4
Product: polymerase (DNA-directed), epsilon 4, accessory subunit
Exons: 4
Coding region: 143-520 (125 amino acids)
Cellular component (GO): epsilon DNA polymerase complex; nucleus
Molecular function (GO): protein heterodimerization activity
Source: RefSeq, a predicted model, not a curated record